Messenger RNA from Sporothrix brasiliensis 5110, 2037 nucleotides. RefSeq names its product iron transport multicopper oxidase fet3. The record is from RefSeq and is a predicted model, not a curated record. Lineage: Eukaryota; Fungi; Ascomycota; Sordariomycetes; Ophiostomatales; Ophiostomataceae. Gene Ontology annotation, molecular function: copper ion binding; oxidoreductase activity. The coding region runs from base 1 to 2037 and encodes 678 amino acids. The transcript has 2 exons.
AUGCCCGACGACACGUCCGAACAGGGCGACCGGCUGCUCCGACCGCCGCUCGACCACGUGCACGAGUGGAGAGCGGGCGAAGACGGACCUGGCGCACAAGAGACCGGCUCUGACAGCGACGAAGAACACGCACAAUGGCCGCCGGAAUCGCGCCGGCCGCCGUCGCGAUGGCAACGCUUGUGCCGGGCGCUUGCCACCGUCCGCCAGAUCGUCAUGCCGGCCUUGGCCAUACUCACAGCCCUGGCUGUCGUGAUGGCCCUGUUUCUUCUCCUCACCGGCGGCAGCCUGUCCAUGCCGGCGUAUGACACCGAUACAAACGCUCCCAAAGCACGCCCUACGGCAAAGGAUCCCGUCAUUGUCCUCCACCCCGAGGACCAUAUCCAUCGUGAGCCACAGACUAUCCAUCUGUCGUGGAACAUCACCAAGAGCCGCAUUGCGCCCGACGGCGUCUUCCGGGACGUCGUUUUGAUUAAUGGCGAGUUCCCCGGCCCGACAAUCGAGGCCCGCACCGGCGAUACUCUCGUCGUCACCGUCACCAACUCGCUGGUCGACGAGGGUCUGUCGCUGCACUGGCACGGCCUACACAUGCGUGGCGCCAACCACAUGGACGGCCCUGUCGGCGUCACGCAAUGUGCGAUCCCGGCCAACGGUGGCUCGUUUGUGUACCAAGUACCGACGGGCGACCAGGCCGGCACGUUUUGGUACCACUCGCACUCGGAGAUGCAGCGGGCAGACGGCCUGUAUGGAGGGCUGGUUGUGCACGCCCCCACAGACACCCCGGCUGCCGCCGCCGUCGACAAAGAAAUCCUCCUCCUCGUCGGCGACUGGUACCAGUUCUCCGGCAAGACGGUCUUUGCCGAAUUUCAGGACCCCACGAGCAACGGCAACGAGCCCGUGCCCGGGUCGGUGCUCAUCAACGGCCGCGGCGCGUUUGACUGCGGCAGGGCGACCAAGGCGGCGCCCGUGGACUGCCACGCCGUCGAGCUGCCACCGCUGCGCCUCGACACGCGGCUGCGGUACCGCGUGCGGCUGGUCAACGUGGGCGUGCUGACGGGCAUCUCGACCACCGUGCCGGACGCGCGCAUCGACGUGCUGACCGUCGACGGGGGGCUGCCGGUGGUCCUGCCGGACGAUGCCAAGGCGGUCGCGGCCAACUCCAUUGGCGUCGUCUACCCUGCCCAGCGUGUCGACUAUGUGCUGUCGUGGCCAGACGCCGGCGCAACCGGCGACGGCACGCAGCUUGUUGUCACCGUCGACGGCGAGUACUAUGUCGGCAACUGGCAGGACCCGCCGUCGCAGACGUUUGCGAUUGGGGCAGCACCCUCGACCCAGAGAAGAGCAACGCGACCCGUCCAGCGCGCCGCCUCGCCGCCGCCGCCGUCCUCCCAGGCCACCCGGGCCGUCGACCUGCGCACGGUCCGCGGCACCGCCCUCGGCACGCCCCUGCCGCCGCCGGACAGGCUCUACAUGAUCUUUGCCGUCGUCGAGAUCCUGUCCCACAACAGGUUCAUCCCCAAGGGCUACAUCAACCACACCAUGUGGGUUCCCCAGGAGCGGCCGCUGCUCAGCCUCGACCGCAGCGCCUGGGACAGCCACCAGCUCGUGCCCUGGACCGGCGCCGCGCCGGCCUGGGUCGAGCUCACCAUCAACAACAUCGACACCCAGGGCCACCCGUUCCACCUGCACGGCUUCGACUUUUACGUCGUCGGCAGCCACGAGGGCCUCGGCGGCUGGGACUACUACAACCCCUUUUUUGUGCCGUGGAAGCCGCCCCGCGGCGGACCCAUGAACACGCUCGACCCUGUGCUGCGGGACACCGUGUACGUGCCGCCCUACGGCUAUGUCAUCCUGCGCUUCCGCGCCGACAACGAGGGCAUCUGGGUGCUGCACUGCCACAUUCUGUGGCACCAGGCGAGCGGCAUGAACAUGGCCUUCCAGGUGCUGGGCCACAGCGAGCACGGCCUGGGCGGCACGCCCCAGAGUUUCCGGGCGGCCGAGUACUGCCGGACGCGUAAAGAGAAGCAUCCGCACUUGUAG